Messenger RNA from Dendrobium catenatum, 780 nucleotides. Its product is annotated as zinc finger protein ZAT10-like. The record is from RefSeq and is a predicted model, not a curated record. NCBI's taxonomy places the organism in Eukaryota, Viridiplantae, Streptophyta, Magnoliopsida, Asparagales, Orchidaceae. Gene Ontology annotation, molecular function: DNA-binding transcription factor activity. The transcript has a single exon. Bases 1 to 780 code for a protein of 259 amino acids.
AUGGCUAUAAAUAAGCCAUGGCGUUUACUCAUCAGUCCAUCACUCUCAGGAGCCCAAAUACUUGCUCAAGAAAUAUUCCAAAUCCGUCCUCUCUGUCUACCAGCUUCAAAAUCCAUGGCAGUUCAAGCUACAGAGCCAAAAUCGAGCGAUUCCCCUCAGUCGCCGGCGAGAACAGAGAGCAACUCCGGCGACUGCAACCAAAUCCUACAAUUCAAUCGGUUGACGAAGAGGAAACGGUCCAAGCGUCAACACGAAUUACUCGAAUCGCCUUCAUCUGAUGAUGAUGAAUACAUCGCCCAGUGCCUCCUCAUGCUCUCUCGCACCGGCGGCCACCCCUGUUCGCUCUGCAACAAGUCUUUCGCCUCCUACCAUGCCCUAGGCGGCCACAUGGCCAGCCACAGGAAAUCCCUCUCCUCUACCGCCGAUGAUCGCCUCUCCGCGGGACCUACGGCUUUAGUCUCCGGCGGGAGGGUUCACCAGUGCUUGAUUUGUUUUAAGACGUUUCCGACAGGGCAGGCGCUUGGGGGACAUAAGAGAAGGCACUACGACGGGACAAUCGGAAGCGCCGCCGGCACUGGAUCGGGUUCCGAAGGGGCGAUCGGGGACUGUGGAAGGGGGUUAGGCUUUGAUCUUAACUUGCCGGCGGCGGAAGAGUUCGCCGGAGGCGUGGGGUGGCGGUGCUUGGAAGAGGAGGAGUCGCGGAGUUCGCUUCCCUUGAAGAAGCCUUGCUUGGCUUCUUUCUCGCGGUUUAGGGUUUCGAUAGAUUUUUAUGGAGUCUGA